Clarias gariepinus (North African catfish) is the source of this 2140-nucleotide messenger RNA. RefSeq names its product tropomyosin 2 (beta) (gene tpm2). The transcript is spliced from 9 exons. Gene Ontology annotation, molecular function: actin filament binding. NCBI's taxonomy places the organism in Eukaryota, Metazoa, Chordata, Actinopteri, Siluriformes, Clariidae. Bases 176 to 1030 code for a protein of 284 amino acids. Gene Ontology annotation, biological process: actin filament organization; muscle contraction. The record is from RefSeq and is a predicted model, not a curated record. Gene Ontology annotation, cellular component: actin filament.
UUUUGGACAGGAUUCCUCUGCUCCUCUCUCACCGCCCAAUCCGAGUCAGCCCCCGGACCUUCACUCUGCUGGAGCCCUCGGUGCUGCUCAGUACUUCGCCUCAGCCCUGUGCGUCUGCUCCCAGCUCUCUCCCUCUGUCUGUCUGUGCAGGAGACUCUGUCCCAAAGCUGCAACCAUGGAGGCCAUCAAGAAGAAGAUGCAGAUGCUCAAGCUGGACAAGGAGAAUGCCAUCGACCGUGCUGAACAAGCUGAAGUGGACAAGAAAGGAGCAGAGGACAAAUGCAAACAGCUGGAAGAGGAGCUGCAGGGCCUGCAGAAGAAGCUGAAGGGUGUGGAGGACGAGUUAGAUAAAUACUCCGAGUCACUUAAGGAUGCGCAAGAGAAGCUGGAACAGGCUGAGAAAAAAGCCACAGACGCAGAGGCUGAAGUGGCCUCCCUGAACAGACGUAUCCAGCUGGUUGAGGAGGAGUUGGACAGGGCCCAGGAGAGACUGGCCACAGCGCUGCAGAAACUCGAGGAGGCCGAGAAAGCUGCAGAUGAGAGCGAGAGAGGAAUGAAGGUCAUUGAGAACAGAGCAACAAAAGAUGAGGAGAAGAUGGAGCUUCAGGAGAUGCAGCUGAAGGAGGCCAAACACAUUGCAGAGGAGGCUGACCGCAAAUAUGAAGAGGUGGCCCGGAAGCUGGUCAUCCUUGAGGGUGACCUUGAGCGUUCUGAGGAGCGCGCUGAAGUGGCUGAGGCCAAAUCCGGUGACCUUGAAGAAGAGUUGAAAAAUGUCACCAACAACUUGAAGUCUUUGGAGGCCCAGGCAGAGAAGUACUCAACAAAAGAAGACAAAUAUGAAGAGGAAAUCAAAGUUCUUACUGAAAAACUGAAAGAGGCUGAGACUCGUGCUGAGUUUGCAGAGAGAUCUGUGGCUAAACUUGAGAAGACCAUCGAUGAUUUGGAAGAGAAACUAGCCCAGGCUAAAGAGGAGAACCUAGGCAUGCAGCAAGUGCUGGACCAGACUCUAAUGGAGCUGAACAAUUUAUAAAGUGCGAAAUCUGCGCCACAAACAAGAGUCUUACAUGGCAUAGAGCUUUCCAGUGGAGUCCAUGCAGCAAACGUUUGCAAACACAUCCCUCAGAGGGGUAAGGUCUGAGUAGCUUUAGUUUAAUAGCUCCAGAUUCCCUGAAAUUACACUCUAGACCCUAGGCCCAUAUGAUCAAGUUUUAUUCGUAGUUCUAGAACCAAUAGUAUACCCAUCGAGACCAGGGACACGACAAUGUUUUGGCUUUUGAAGUAGUCCUGACACAAGACCAAAAUUACUUCUUGAUCUAAUUACUAAUAGGUGUUCGUUCUAACCUAGGAGCUGUUUGCUUAUUCAAUAACAGUGAUGCUUUAACUACUCCACUGCCUCAUCCCCUGUGCUUUAGUCAUUCCAUUGUUUUACUUGACCAAAUAUAUCAAAACAACAGGGGGACUCAUCGUUUUUUAAUUAUGGAUUUUGUUUUUUGUUUAUGUAAUAUGGACUGAUUACUUGUGUGUAAACAAAGCACAGAAUAAUCUUAAAUGUUUACCGAUUACUACCAUCAAAUAGACCACCUGCAUGGCUGUUACUGCUUCUAUUCAUGAACAGUCCAUGACGGGUCAUUAAUUCAUGUGCAGUUCACACACUCUCUACUGUACUAAAGAUCAGCUAGGGAACUGGUUUUAGUACUUUUUUGUCAAAUUUGUUCUUAAUAUAUGGGUCAGGACCAGACGGCUCUCAGAGUAAACACAAGUGCAUGUUUACAGAUUUGAAAUCAGUCUAUUUUUUUUUCCAUCGAAAAUGUCUGUCAUAGCCAAAGUAGCCAUGCUAAUUAAACACACUCACAAUUUUUUAUUUCUGAUUUGGACAGUAUAUAAUGUCUAGGGUACUUCCUGUUUCAUGGUGUUUCCCCUCAAAUUCUUCCCGUGAUGUAUUAAAUCUGACGCAUAUGCCAUUGAGUUACUUUUUUUUUUUUUUUUUUUUUUUAUAAACAGGAUUUUUUUAAGGUUGUGGCCUUUUAGAAUAAUUGACAGGAAUGUGACGUUAUAUUGAUCAGCAACAGCCCACCAAGUAUCAUCUAACUAUGCAAUUGUGUAAGCUCUUUGUUAAAGAUUAUUAAAAUGUUGAAUACAA